Pteropus alecto (black flying fox) is the source of this 1358-nucleotide messenger RNA. It is a transcript of the gene CCDC90B, whose product is annotated as coiled-coil domain containing 90B. Lineage: Eukaryota; Metazoa; Chordata; Mammalia; Chiroptera; Pteropodidae. The record is from RefSeq and is a predicted model, not a curated record. The coding region runs from base 431 to 1195 and encodes 254 amino acids. The transcript is spliced from 9 exons. Gene Ontology annotation, cellular component: mitochondrion.
UGAGGACUUCGGGUCCCAGGUUGCCGUACGGCUAAAGGUGACUUUGUCUCCCACCGACCAAGUCGCGCAAAGGCUGCUGGCUGACAGUUUGACUCUGCUGUUGAACUGUACUUCAUUGCCAGGAAGCGAGCGCCGGAAGGUUCUCAGACGAGAUCCCGCUUUCUUAGGGCGGUAACAGCGUGCACGGGUUGGGAAGGGGCGGUGGGCGAAGCGAAGUGGCUCUGAAUCAUGCUGGUGAACUGUGGGUACGUCUGUGAAAAGGCCCUGUUUUGCGGAAUCGCUGGUCCAGCAGGUACUGGAGGCGUGUUUUGCUACAGACCGAAAACUACAUUUCCCAGCAUCCUUGCGGUGCUAGAACUACCUUUCCCGAAAGCCUGAGUGUAAUUCAUCAAGCUUUUUGCUUCCGCGCGCCAACCGGAAAGCUGGAGCUAUGUGGAGUCGCAGGGUUUGGUGCCUCCUCGGAUUUGAAAGCAGCGGGGGUCGCCGGGUCUUAACCCCCCGCGGGCGUUUCUCGCCCGCCGUGCAGAGAGACUUCGUAACCACCACAGCUGAGGAAGGAUAUGAUGUGAGGCGAGUGGACAUAACUCCUUUAGAACAAAGGAAAUUAACUUUUGAUACCCAUGCAUUGGUUCAGGACUUGGAAACUCAUGGAUUUGACAAAGCACAAGCAGAAACAAUUGUAUCAGCAUUAAGCACUUUAUCACAUGUCAGCUUGGAUACUAUUUAUAAGGAGAUGGUCACUCAAACUCAACAGGAAAUAACAGUACAACAGCUAAUGGCUCAUUUGGAUUCCAUCAGGAAAGACAUGGUCAUCCUAGAGAAAAGUGAAUUUGCAAAUCUGAGAGCAGAGAAUGAGAAAAUGAAAACUGAAUUAGAACAUGUUAAGCAACAACUAAUAAAUGAAACCAGUCGAAUCAGAGCAGAUAAUAAACUGGACAUCAACCUAGAAAGGAGCAGAGUAACAGAUAUGUUUACAGAUCAAGAAAAGAAACUUAUGGAAGCAAGCACAGAAUUUACCAAAAAGGAUGCCAAAACCAAAAGUACUAUUUCAGAGACCAGUAAUAAAAUUGACACUGAAAUUGCUUCUUUAAAAACACUAAUGGAAUCUAACAAACUUGAGACAAUUCGUUAUCUUGCAGCCUCGGUGUUUACUUGCCUGGCAAUAGCAUUGGGAUUUUAUAGACUCUGGAAAUAGCAGUGAAAUGACUACAUUAUGCUCCUACUGCUGCUGCUAUUGACUUCUUAGAACACUGCACCAGGAUAAAUUUGCUUUGAGCAUUGAAAGUUGCAGCAAAACUUUAAUACAACAAGAUUAUUCCAAGUACAUAUGGAUUAAAAAGAAAUGUUUUACAAUGAGA